AAGGAGGAGAAGGAGGAGGCUCGGCUGAGGGCCAAGGAGGCCAAGGAGGAGCUACAGCGUUUCCUGGAGCAGCACGAGCGGAUGAGCUCCAUUACCCGCUACAGGAAAGCUGAGCAGAUGUUUGGGGAGCAGGAGGUUUGGGCUGUGGUCCCCGAGCGCGACCGCAAGGAGAUCUACGAUGAUGUGCUCUUCUUCCUGGCCAAGAAGGAGAAGGAACACGCCAAGCAGCUGCGCAAGCGGAACAUCCAGGCCCUGAAGAACAUCCUGGACGGCAUGAGCCACGUCAGCUUCCAGACCACCUGGUCCGAGGCCCAGCAGUACCUGAUGGACAACCCCACCUUCGCGGAGGACCGGGACCUGCAGAACAUGGACAAGGAGGACGCACUGAUCUGCUUCGAGGAGCACAUCCGCACGCUGGAGAAGGAGGAGGAGGAGGAGAAGGAGAAGACAAGGCUGCGUGAGAGACGCCAGCAGCGCAAGAACAGAGAGGCCUUCCAGGCCUUUCUGGAUGAGCUGCACGACAAGGGGCAGCUGCACUCCAUGUCCACCUGGAUGGAGCUGUACCCUUCGCUCAGCGCCGACACCCGCUUUGCCAACAUGCUGGGCCAGCCCGGCUCUACCCCCCUGGACUUGUUUAAAUUCUACGUGGAGGAUCUCAAGGCUCGUUUCCAUGACGAGAAGAAGAUCAUCAAGGACAUCUUAAAGGAUCGUGGCUUUGGCGUGGAGGUGAACACGACCUUCGAGGACUUUGCCCACGUGAUCAGCUUUGACAAGAGGGCAGCCACGCUGGAUGCAGGCAACAUCAAGCUCACCUUUAACAGCCUGCUGGAGAAGGCUGAGGCGCGGGAGCGGGAGCGGGAGAAGGAGGAAGUGCGUAAACUACGCCGCCGGGAAGCAGCCUUCAAGAGCAUGCUGAAGCAGGCGGCCCCACCCCUGGAGCCCAGCUCCUCCUGGGACGAGGUGCGGGAGCGCUUCGUCAGUGACCUGGCCUUCGAGCAGAUCACGCUGGAGUCAGAGCGGAUCCGGCUCUUCAGGGAGUUCCUCCAGGUGGUGGAGAACGAGUGCCAGCACUACCACGCCAAGGCCAAGAAACACACCAAGAGAGGCAGGAAGCACCAUCGGAAGCGCUCGCAGUCGGGCUCAGAGUCGGAGCUGGAGUCCCAUCACCAGCGGGCCCAGAAGAGGAAGAAGCGGAAUCACUCGGAGUCCGGCUCGGAGCUCUCCUCCUCUCCUGACUCAGAUCUCAGCUCCCGCAAGUCCAGAAAGCAGAAGAAGAAAAGCAAGAAGAAGAGGCACAAAUCGAACAGCCCCCAGAGCGAGAGCGAGCGAGGGAAGGAGAAAGGCGGAAAGGGGAAGGGGAAGGAGCUGGAGGGGCGACGGCGCUCGCCCCAGCGCAGCCUCAAGAGGGAGAAGAGUGUCUGGGACACGUCAGACAGCGAGCCGAGCGAGGGCGAGCUGGAGAAGCGGCGUCGGACGCUGCUGCAGCAGCUGGACAAUGAUCAGUAGCCAGGUCUGCGGGACUCGCUGAGCUGGGGCUCCCUGGGGCCUCUGUGGGGCCCCCUCAGCCCCCUGCCCAGCCUGGGGAGAGGCUCUGGGCAGCUUGGUGUGGGCAAGGGGCUGCUGCUCUUCCCCAGGACUGGGGGCUUCUGAGAGAGCAGAGAGGGGGUGCCCCGCUCCGCCCAGGACUCCUUCCCCCCAUCCCUGUGGACCCCGCCUGCGCCCGAGGACCCGUCGCCCCCGGGGCUGCCUCAGCGCUCAGAGGACCGGCCCCAGGACAGCUGCGCUUCGGAUGGUGGGGCCCUGGGCUGCAGAGGGUGAAUGCAGCUCGGAGCUGGCGCUCACGCAUUGGCCGGGGUUCCAUGGAUGCCCCUGGCGCCGAGGUUUGUGGGUGCCCGGGCCUCCCCAUGGGGGCGCGUGCUGCUGGGUGGCUAGGACUCCCGGGCCGGCAGCCGGGUUCAGCAGUGUUGCUGGGGGGCGUAGCCCCUUUGGGCCGCUCGUACUCUGGGAAUUAAAGGGUUUUUUAAAUA
Dermochelys coriacea (leatherback sea turtle) is the source of this 2027-nucleotide messenger RNA. RefSeq names its product pre-mRNA processing factor 40 homolog B (gene PRPF40B). Bases 82 to 1506 code for a protein of 474 amino acids. Gene Ontology annotation, cellular component: U1 snRNP; U2-type prespliceosome. The record is from RefSeq and is a predicted model, not a curated record. The transcript is spliced from 14 exons. NCBI's taxonomy places the organism in Eukaryota, Metazoa, Chordata, Testudines, Dermochelyidae. Gene Ontology annotation, molecular function: RNA binding. Gene Ontology annotation, biological process: mRNA cis splicing, via spliceosome.